UUUUGUCAUUUUACAAAGGGAUGCAGCGGUCCCUAUCGUGGGGAGGAGUUGGGAUCUAGAAUUGUGGUUUUGUCACGUGUUCGCUGUAAGUCACCCCAUCCCUCCCCGCAUCUGAAAAAUGGGCGCGUGGGAAUCCUCCCGGAGGUCCCGGAGAGCACAGGUAGUUCGCAGCAGCGGAGGUUCCUGGGGCCGGGAGGUUACGAGGAGCGAGUCCAGAGUGCGGCCCCUCCCGCGAAGGCCCCGGAGCCAAUGAGAGCCGGCCCGCUCCCGUCGCCGCGCACCCCCGCCUCUCCGCUUGCUUAGCAACCGGCGAAGGUCAGGUAGCGAACGUGCGCUCCUCCUGUGCGGGCCGGGUGCACGCCUGCGCCCUUUGGGGGCGCGGGAGCCUGGCGGCGGCCAUGGCCCCCAACCACCUGUCAGUGCGGGAGAUGAGGGAAGAUGAGAAACCCUUGGUGCUGGAGAUGCUGAAGGCUGGUGUGAAGGACACAGAGAACCGUGUGGCCCUCCAUGCCCUAACACGGCCACCAGCCCUGCUCCUCCUGGCUGCAGCCAGCAGUGGUCUGCGCUUCGUCCUGGCCUCCUUCGCCCUGGCCCUCCUCCUGCCUGUGUUCCUGGCUGUGGCAGCCAUGAAGCUUGGCCUGCGGGCCCGAUGGGGCUCACUGCCUCCACCGGGCGGCCUGGGGGGCCCCUGGGUGGCAGUGCGCAGCUCGGGUGAUGUGUGUGGCGUCCUGGCCCUGGCCCCAGGGUCCAGUGCUGGGGAUGGGGCCCGGGUCACCCGCCUCUCUGUGUCUCGCUGGCACCGCCGCCGAGGUGUAGGCCGGCGGCUGCUGGCCUUUGCCGAAUCCCGGGCGCGAGCCUGGGCAGGAGGCAUGGGAGAGCCCCGGGCCAGGCUUGUGGUCCCUGUGGCGGUGGCAGCGUGGGGCGUGGCAGGGAUGCUGGAGGGCUGUGGCUACCAGGCUGAAGGGAGCUGGGGCUGCAUGGGCUACACACUUGUGCGGGAAUUCAGCAAGGACCUGUGAGGACUCUGGACCCUGGAGGAAGGGAGAGCACUUAAUGAGCAGCUACUGUGUGCGGGUUGAGUCCCCAGGCCUGCAUAAGGCAGGACACUCCACUGCAGGCUGACGGCUCUCUGUAGGCUUGAACUUUUCGCAGAGGUCAACCUGUCCAGCCCCCUGACCCGGAUUUUGUCUGCACUGAGAAGUCUCCUCUGUCCGUCUGCCAAGGUUGCACAAUUUAUGCUACAGGCCUGGGCGAGAUCAGUCGGGAGGAGGACAGGAGGCCCGCAAGUGUGCCCACCCCCAUGGGUUAGGACCUGCGGUCAGGGGCACCCCAAAUGGGGACGAGGCCCUCCUGGGAACGGGGAGGGGCUUGAUGUCUGCACAGAGGGGAUGAGCAGAGCCCUUACAGGGGAAGGGAGUCUGACCAGAGCAAGGCCCUGGCAAGGAUGGAGGGCACAGGGCUGCCCAUGCCAGGCCCCUCCCCAGAAGGUGAGCUGAGAGGGGCGCCAGCCAAACCCAUCUGGUUUUUUACACCCGAUUGUUAAUAAAGCCUGAAACUGCUGCA
Molecule: messenger RNA, 1563 nt
Organism: Canis lupus familiaris (dog)
Lineage: Eukaryota; Metazoa; Chordata; Mammalia; Carnivora; Canidae
Gene: NAT14
Product: N-acetyltransferase 14 (putative)
Exons: 3
Coding region: 399-1019 (206 amino acids)
Molecular function (GO): N-acetyltransferase activity
Source: RefSeq, a predicted model, not a curated record